Messenger RNA from Boleophthalmus pectinirostris (great blue-spotted mudskipper), 3949 nucleotides. RefSeq names its product protein FAM184A-like. The coding region runs from base 25 to 3252 and encodes 1075 amino acids. The record is from RefSeq and is a predicted model, not a curated record. NCBI's taxonomy places the organism in Eukaryota, Metazoa, Chordata, Actinopteri, Gobiiformes, Gobiidae. The transcript has 23 exons.
UUUGUUUGUUUGUUUUUGGUGAAAAUGGCGUCGGGGUCCGGAUGGCAGCCCCCGUACAGCAGCAGCGGCGGCGGCGGCGGCGGCGGCGGCAGCAGCGGCUCGUGCACCCCCGCCUCGAGCAGCAAGUACGUGCAGUCCCCCCCGGGUCUGGGCUCCGCGGCUCCGGGUUUGUUCUACGACGGGAGCGCGGCGCUGGAGUACACGUACACGCACGAGCUGCACCUCAAGAUGAGCAAGAAGAUCGCGCAGCUCACGAAGGUCAUUUACGCGCUGAACACCAAGAACGACGAGCACGAGGAGGAGAUCGAGUCGCUCAAAGAAGCUCACGAAGACGAGGUGCAGCACAUCGUGACGGAGACGCGGGAUAAGAUCAUGCAGUACAAGAGUAAGAUGGCGGACGAGGCGGACCUGAGGAGGAGGCUGGCCAGUCUGGAAGAGUCUGUGGAACUGCACGAGCACAUGAAGAGACAGGCUCUGGCGGAGUUUGAGAUGUACCGACAGCGGAUGGAGGACUCCCAGCUCUGCACCGAGGCACAGCACACGCAGAGAGUCGUGUCUAUGAGCAGAGAGGUGGAGGAGAUGCGUCGCGAUUUCGAGGAGAAGCUUCGCUCGUUCAGCCAGGCCCAGGCGCAGUUCGAGGCCGACAAGAGGCGAGCGCUGGAGGAUCUGAGGGCCACGCACAGACAGGAAGUGGAGGAUCUCAUCAACAAACACCAGGACCAGAGCGCCUCCUCCUCCGAAGACCAGGAGCGACUGGCCGAGCUGCACCGACAGGAGGUGGAUUCGUUGAUGGAGCGAGUGGAGGAACUGUCCAAAGACAAAGUCCGUUUGGUGGAGGAGUACGAGGCUAAACUGGGCAAAGCUCAGGAGUACUACGAGAGGGAACUGGAGGCAAUGAGACGGACGCACCAGCUCACCACAGAGAACCUGCUCGCCUGGAAGAGGACCGAGGUGGAGCUGCGUAAAGAGUUCCAGGCUCAGGAGGCGGCGCUGCAGAGGUCACUGUCCAAACUGAGGAGUGAACUUCAGAAAGCUCAAGAAGAAGCACGAGAAAACAGAGACAAAACCAACCGUCUGCAGACGUCACUCGCCAACGCAGAGGGAACCAUCAAGAAUCUGCACAAGCAGCUGGAGGAGGCGAUUCAGGACGGAGAAAUCUGGGUGAUGCAGCUCAAAGACACUGAGUACGAACUGGAAGUGAGCAGAGAGAGAGUCCAGCAGCAGUACUACACACAGCAGAGUCAGAUCGGGUCUCUCCAGGCCACACAAAUGUCCCACGAAGCCACGAUCCGAAACCUGGACCAGGAGCAGAGCCGCCUGAAGGACAAGAUCCGGAGUCUGGAGGGAGAGAGAGAAGCUCUGCUCAACCAGACCCAAGCGGCGAGCGAGCAGCACAAGCAACAAGUGCACAAACUAGAACAGUCUCUGCGUGAGGAGCACCAGGGCCACGAGAAGGAGCUGACGAGGCUCAGGGCUCACUUCGAGGAGGAGACGCGCAGGUUUAAGGACGCCCAGGUGAGGGCGCUGGAGGACCUGGAGGAGAAGCACCGCAGGCUGAGGGACGACGCACAGCAGGAGAAGGAGGAGGAGAAACAGCUGCUCAUCAAGAAAAUGAGUCAGGAGUUUGAGAUCAAGCGUUUGUCUCUGGAGGAGCAGAGGGACCGACUCCAACAGCAGCUGGACAAUCUGAAGGAGGAACUGUCCGCCAAACUCAACAUGGCCAAUCAGGAGGUGUCGCAUCUGCAGGAGAUGGUGCGAGAGGGCGAGCAGAACUUAAACUCGGCUCAGACUCAGAUUUCCUGUUUGAAAGAAACUCAAGAAAAACUGAGAAUCGAACUGGACGCGACGAGAGCCCGAGUCCGAGAGACGAGCAACCUCCUCACGGACCUCCAGGAGGAAAUCGAGACGCAGAAGCAGCAGCACGAGGCCAGAGUCAUGUCCAUCAGAACCGAGGAGAAACAGAAGAUGGACAAGAUGGCCGACGACCUGGACCAGAAGUGGAGAGACGCACUCAGGGAGGAGGUGCGUCUGCUCAGAGACGAGCUGAACGAGGAGUAUGAGGCCGACAAACAGGCGGCGCUGAACCAACUGUCCCAGCAGAAAGAACUGGAGCUGAUGGCGGCGCGGGAGUCAUGGCAACGGAAGGUGGAAGAUCUACUGGAACAGAUCUCGUUGUUGAAACAGUCUCUGGAGCUUCAGUUGUCUCAGUCUCAGGCGGCGCUGCAGCAGCUGCAGUCUCAGUUCAGCCAGGAGAGGGAGCUCCUCACGCAGCAGCUCAAAGAGAUGCAGCGGGAGCACCAGAGGAGAGAGCAUCGUUUACAGGAGGCUCACUGCUGCGCCCUGAGCACCAUGGAGGAGGCCCGGCAGCACCAGAUCAGGGCGUUGGAGGAGCGUCUGAAGCAGGAGCAGAGGGAGGAGGUUCACGCUCUGAAGGAGGCUCACAGACGAACGCUCGACAUCCUCAGACAACAGUCGGACCAGGAGCUGCAGACUCUUCGCUUCGAGCUGGAGGACGAGGGCAAAGCCAAACUGGCGUCUCUUCGCGCGGAGCUGAACCACAUCCACGCGACGGCGAUCGAGCAUUUAAAACAGAUCCACCUCAAAGAAAACUCGUCGGCCAAACGCGACCUGGAGAAGGCCAUCGAGCACAGCAGGCAGCAGGAGCAGGAGCUUUUGAUGCGCAUCUCCGAGCUCCAGUCCGAGGUCUGUUCCCGUAGCAACCGCAUCACGGACCUGGACCACGAGAUCCACUCCCUGAACGAGACCAUCGACACUCUGACGCGAGAGCUCGAGCACAAGGGCAAAGAGGUGCUCCGGGUCCGCAGCGAAGCAAACCACCAGAUCAGAGCUCAUGAACAGGACCUGACGAAGAGACACGAGCGAGACCUGGGGGAGAUCAGCGCCGCUCACCACCGGGAGGCGCAGUGCAUGUUGGCCGACUUCAACAAGGCCCAAGAGCUGCUCAAAGACAAGAUCUCCGCUCUGCAGAUCCUCUUGGAGGGAACCGAGGAGAAGCUGAGGAACAGGGAGAGUCGACCUGAAGAUCUCCACGUGAUCGCAGAGCUCAGAGAGAUGGUGACGGAGCGAGAGGCGCUGGUCAAGAAACUCGUGGACGAUAAGAAGUUCUACCAGCUGGAGUUGGUGAACAGAGAAACAGGGUUUGGGAAAGUGUUUAACGCCAGCGCCAACGUGGGAGUCAUUAACCCUCUGAUCAAAGUGAACGGAGGCCAGCAGUACACGAAGCCUUCCUGAAGCGAACGACGUGAACAGCGUGAAGUCCGAGCUCAAGGCGCUGGAAGCGGCUCCGCUCGACUCCGCCUACUUCACCUUCUGACACGAGCGCAAAAAAUAUCAGAAAACAGUCAAAAAAAUCCACAGCGCAGAGGAACAGAGGAACAGAGGACGAGACGGGGGAUAUAUACAUGUGUGUCUUUAUUUAUUUGAGUUUAAAUUUAAGUUUAUACCACAAAACCCGAGUAAAACAGCAAAAUUAUUUACAAUUCUUCUUCAUGGUUUGUUACUGUGGGAACAGAUCAGAUUUGAGUAACAAACUUUAUAAAUUCACCUUGAAACUUUGCAGCUGAUGUCACAUAUUCUUUCUCUGUCUGAAAUUCUGUGACUCAAAUUAGACUUAAAUUUGAGUUUUUUUUAACACAAUCUGAGCAGAAAGACCUGAUUUAACUACAACUACAACAGGUGAUCUCAUUUUUACUGUUAAAAAAGUCUCACACAUAAAAUUGUUACUACAAUUAUUACAAUUUUACUCAAGUUUUACCUUGAAAAUUCAGUUUUGUUCAUAAAUUUUUUUAAGUCUCUAAAAAACCAAGGAAAAUUAUCUUUAUUUAUUAUUAUUUGAAUAAAAUAAAACAAAUAUAUACAGGGUGUCCCAAGAUAUUUGACAUCAUCCAAACAUGUUCUUCCUCUUCUCCGGGGGCAUCAGUCUAAACAG